UGCUUCCUAGCUCCCAAACAGAGAGGGCGGCCUCCCGUCUCCAACAUGAUGGACCCAAACCAACUUUUCGAUGACACCAGCGCCUCGCAGCACCCUCAGCCCACCAGCUACACUGUCCAAGGAAUUGAUGUGGGGCUUCCAAUCAACAACUUCCUUAGCGAACCAGUAGCAGAUUUUGCCAUGACUUAUGGCACAACAAUUGCCAGCCAAGGAAAAGACAUGGUCCAUAAAGAGCUGAACAGGUUUAUGUCCGUCAACAAGCUGAAAUAUUUCUUCACGGUCGACACCAGAUAUGUCACCAAGAAGUUGGCAUUGCUCCUGUUCCCGUAUACCCACCAGAACUGGGAGCUUGGAUACCGUGUUGACUCGCGCCUGACCCCACGAGAGGACUAUCAUGCGAAUGCUCCAGACCUGUACAUUCCAACCAUGGCCUUUAUUACAUACAUCCUGUUGGCUGGGGUGGCACUGGGCAUCCAGCAGAGGUUUUCUCCUGAGGUACUAGGAAUGUGUGCCAGUACUGCGCUGGUAUGGAUUAUUAUUGAGGUUUUAGCCCUUGUCCUCGCACUCUACUUGAUAUCAGUACAUACAGACCUCACUACAUUCGAUCUUAUUGCCUACAGUGGAUAUAAGUAUGUAGGGAUGAUAAUCACGAUCCUAGGCGGCUUAUUGUUUGGGCGAGAUGGCUACUACGUGGCAUUGGCUUGGACGUCCUGCGCCAUCAUGUUCUUCCUAGUCCGCUCCUUGAGAAUGAAAGUCCUGUCCUCCACCUCAGAUGGAGUUACCAGCCAUAGCUCCAGGAAUCAACUACGGAUGUACGUCACCCUGGCUGUCGCCGCAUUUCAACCCCUCAUCAUUUACUGGCUGACUAUUCACCUAAUUCGGUGAGGGAUAGUGAGAUGGUAGUCUAGGAUUUGUGGUGGGGAUUGGGGGGGGUAAGAGUGUCAAGUAUUGGGGUUUUGCCAUUCUAUCCCAGUGUAUCAUCACACAAUGUUAAGCUGGUCCCUUCCUCAGAAGAUGCUAGCAGUUUAUAAAGGAGUGCCAAAAACUUUCUGCUUGUUUACUUUGAAAACAAUCCUACAGCUUCCGCCAGAGCUGUACGUGGUACAUAAUUCAGGAUGGUUGCACCGUCUCUAAUGCUGUCUGUGAGUGAGUAUGAGCUCACUGUGGUGAGGACCUUAUUGGACGGGGUGUCAGUGCUAGUGGAUAGGAAAGUUUGAGAGGGUUGCACUGUCACAUUGAGUUAUAGCUCAUUUAGACUGGGGCUGUGAAAACAAAAGACAUGAGAACAAAAGAAGAGUCAAAGCACUCCACUCUAAAUCUUUGCUCAGUCUGUAUUACAGUCUUCCCCACAAAAGGGUUUGAAUAGAACCCCCAUUCCAGGAUACACAACCGAGGCUGAUAGUUCAGUGCUACACUGAAUUAAUAUGUUAAACCAAGGCUGCGUCUGCCCCGGAUAUGCCUUCCAACCUUACAAAAGAAAUUACAAAAAAAAACUGCUGCAGUGUAUUGUGCCAAAGCUGUUGUAGCACACACUGACACUGUUCAUAAAACCGGUGUUCUCAGAAAUUUGACCUCCCAGCCUAAUUUGAGUUGUACCAGCAAUUCUUCUCCCAGUUAUCAGUUCCUGCAUUAGCCAGUUCUCUCCCAUCUUCCAUUCUAAAACCAUCUUUCCCUGCUUGUCUGACCCCUGCCGUUGGAGUAAGAUGAUUGCACCAGGAAGGAAGUGCCUUUUUUAAAAAGUCCUCAUUUCAAUCCUACACUACCACUAUAACAUUGAUUAAGACCUUGGUGCAACUUCCCUAUUUAAUUGUAAAACUUUAGUUUUAUCUUGGAGCUGGGAGCCAGCCAUCACCCCAGAUAGCCUCUCCUGCAUCUGCCAUUUGAAAGUGUUUCCUGCCCCACCAAGGGAUGUUUCUUGUUCUUGCAUGGUUGUUAGUAGCCUCAUUAAGAGAAAUGACUGAGUGAUGCAGGAGAGAGGAUAAAUCAGACUUGGACACCCUCCUAGAGCUAUUCUAGUAACCGCAGUGUAUUAGACUCUUUGGAGCAGCUAAACUGUUAACUCCCAGCUGUCGGUAGUGACAAUAAAAUGGGAUGUCCCUCCCUGACUAGCAGGCUGUAAUAAAACAGAGACUCCUGGACCUCUCCUGCAGACUACCACUGUUUUGCUGGUAAAUGGACAUUAAUCCCAUAAAUACAGCAGAUGACAAACACGGAGCUACACGUUGUUUUAAUCAUCCUGUGGCUUCUUUGACCAUUUGCCGUUUGAAGAUGAAGGGAGGACUUCUCUCACCAGUUGAUCUUUGCAGUGGUUCUCAACGUAAUGUGUUUUAAAUCCUCGCCGUGCUGCUGACUCUGUAAAUAAUAAAUAGAAUGCAUCAUGUUUUAAA
This is a messenger RNA of Rhincodon typus (whale shark), 2387 nucleotides long. It is a transcript of the gene yif1a, whose product is annotated as Yip1 interacting factor homolog A (S. cerevisiae). Gene Ontology annotation, biological process: endoplasmic reticulum to Golgi vesicle-mediated transport. The coding region runs from base 46 to 885 and encodes 279 amino acids. The transcript is spliced from 7 exons. Gene Ontology annotation, cellular component: endoplasmic reticulum-Golgi intermediate compartment; COPII-coated ER to Golgi transport vesicle; Golgi membrane. The record is from RefSeq and is a predicted model, not a curated record. NCBI's taxonomy places the organism in Eukaryota, Metazoa, Chordata, Chondrichthyes, Orectolobiformes, Rhincodontidae.